CAGGUGGAGCGUCAUGGCCGAUAUGCAGCACCUGGUUGAGAGGCUGGAGAAGGCGGUGGGCAGGCUGGAGGCGGUGUCCCAGGCCCCCGGCGGGCACGGGGGCUGCGGAGACGCCGGGCCCAAAGGCGUGGCUCCGUUCGUGCAAGCCUUCGACUCGCUCCUCGCCGGUCCGGUGGCCGAGUACCUGAGGAUCAGCAGGGAAAUCGGGGGCGACGUUCAGAAACACGCCGAGAUGGUCCACACGGGGCUGAAGACGGAACGGGCCCUCCUGGUGACGGCCUCUCAAUGCCAGCAGCCUUCUGGGAAUAAACUCUCGGACCUGCUGGGCCCCAUCUCGGACCAGAUCCAGGGGGUGCAGAACUUCCGGGAGAAGAAUCGGGGCAGCAGGCUGUUCAAUCACCUGUCGGCCGUCAGCGAGAGCAUCCCAGCGCUGGGCUGGGUGGCCAUGGCUCCCAAGCCGGGCCCGUACGUGAAGGAGAUGACCGACGCCGCCAUGUUCUACACAAACCGCGUUCUCAAGGAAUACAAGGAUGUGGACAAGAAGCACGUGGACUGGGUGAAAGCGUACCUGAGCAUCUGGGUGGAGCUCCAGGCCUACAUCAAGGAGUUCCACACCACCGGUCUCACCUGGAGCAAAACGGGUCCGCUGGCGAAGGAACCGAGCGGAGGCUCCGCCGGUUCGGGGGCGCCGCCCCCGCCCCCGGGGCCUCCCCCGCCGCCGGUCCCCACCAGCUCCGGCUCGGACGACGCGGCCUCGCGCUCGGCCCUCUUCGCCCAGAUCAACCAGGGAGAGGGCAUCACGCACGCUUUGAAGCACGUGUCGGACGACAUGAAGACCCACAAGAACCCCGCCCUGAAGAGCCAGGGGGGCCCCGUGCGGGCCGGCCCCAAGCCCUUUACCGCCCCUAAACCCACCGGCGGCUCCGUCCUCAAACCCCUGGCCAAGAGGGAGCCACCCUUGCUGGAGCUGGAGGGCAAAAAGUGGAGAGUGGAGAACCAGGAGAAUGUCUCCAACCUGGUGAUUGAGGACACGGAGCUGAAGCAGGUGGCCUACGUGUUCAAGUGUGUCAACAGCACCCUGCACAUCAAGGGCAAGAUCAACUCCAUCACAUUAGACAACUGUAAGAAGCUGGGCCUGGUGUUCGACGACGUCGUGGGUAUCGUGGAGAUCAUCAACAGCAGGGACGUCAAAGUGCAGGUGAUGGGGAAAGUGCCAACCAUUUCCAUCAACAAGACCGACGGCUGCCACGUGUACCUGAGCGCGAGCUCGCUCGACUGCGAGAUCGUCAGUGCCAAGUCUUCCGAGAUGAACGUCCUCAUCCCCGGCGAGGGCGGCGAUUUCAACGAGUUUCCGGUCCCCGAGCAGUUCAAGACGCUGUGGAACGGGCAGAAGUUGGUGACCACAGUGACCGAGAUCGCGGGCUAAAGCCACCCCAGUGCCACGGGGCCCGGGCCUCCGCCCCCCUCUCCCCCCCCCCAACCC
Molecule: messenger RNA, 1483 nt
Organism: Tachyglossus aculeatus (Australian echidna)
Lineage: Eukaryota; Metazoa; Chordata; Mammalia; Monotremata; Tachyglossidae
Gene: CAP1
Product: cyclase associated actin cytoskeleton regulatory protein 1
Exons: 12
Coding region: 14-1426 (470 amino acids)
Biological process (GO): cell morphogenesis; cytoskeleton organization; regulation of adenylate cyclase activity
Cellular component (GO): cytoplasm
Molecular function (GO): actin binding; adenylate cyclase binding
Source: RefSeq, a predicted model, not a curated record